This is a messenger RNA of Poecilia latipinna (sailfin molly), 1618 nucleotides long. RefSeq names its product tryptophan 2,3-dioxygenase a (gene tdo2a). Gene Ontology annotation, molecular function: heme binding; L-tryptophan 2,3-dioxygenase activity; metal ion binding. The transcript is spliced from 12 exons. NCBI's taxonomy places the organism in Eukaryota, Metazoa, Chordata, Actinopteri, Cyprinodontiformes, Poeciliidae. The coding region runs from base 76 to 1290 and encodes 404 amino acids. The record is from RefSeq and is a predicted model, not a curated record.
GAGUUGAAGACCGUUUUAGUAAAUUUUAUAAAACGAAGAGGAGCACAUCCCUGCUGCAACAGACUAGGACAAACCAUGAGUGGAUGCCCGUACUUUGAGAAGAAACAUUUGUUAUUCAAAAAUAAACCUUCUACUGAAGAAAGCCAGGAUGCCUCGCAGGCAGGGGGAGAGGACAGCAAAGGAAGAAUCAUCUAUGGAGACUACCUGCAGCUGGAUAAAAUAACCACAGCUCAAGUGUUGCAAAGUGAACUGCAGGGCAAUAAAAUCCAUGACGAGCAUCUUUUCAUCGUCACCCAUCAAGCCUAUGAACUGUGGUUCAAGCAGAUUCUUUUUGAGAUCGAUUCGGUGCGGGAGAUCUUCAUCAGCGGACAUGUCAGAGAUGAACGCAACAUGCUCAAAGUCAACACACGGAUUCACCGGAUUGUAAUGAUCUUCAGACUGCUGGUUGACCAAUUCGCAGUUCUGGAAACAAUGACAGCGCUGGAUUUCUUUGACUUCAGGAAGUACCUGAUUUCCGCCUCUGGGUUUGAAAGCCUUCAGUUUCGACUUCUGGAGAACAAAAUUGGGGUGCAGGACAACCUGAGGGUUCCUUACAACCGACGGCAUUACAAGGACUACAUUAGAGGGGAUGAUACUGAGACGCUUCUAGACGCAGAACAAGAGCCAACGCUUCUGAAGCUGGUUGAGGAGUGGCUGGAGAGAACGCCUGGCUUGGAAGUGGAUGGAUUCAAUUUCUGGGAACGGCUUGAAAUAAAUAUAUUUGACGGGCUGAAUGCGGAGGAGAAGAAAAUCGAGAAAAUGCCAGAGUCGGAGGAGAAAGAGAAGCUGAUGGCUGAGCUUGUCAAACAGAGAGAGCACUUCACGUCCCUGUUCGAUGAAAAGCGUCAUGACCAUCUGGUCAGCAAAGGGGAAAGGCGACUGUCUUACAAGGCUUUGCAAGGUGCUCUGAUGAUUUACUUCUACAGGGAAGAGCCGAGGUUCCAGGUUCCCUUCCAGCUGCUCACAUCCCUCAUGGACAUGGACAACCUCAUGACAAAAUGGAGAUACAACCAUGUGUGCAUAGUACAUCGAAUGAUUGGCAGCAAAGCAGGCACGGGGGGCUCAUCAGGCUACCACUACUUAAGAUCCACUGUCAGUGACCGCUACAAAGUGUUUGUGGAUCUGUUUAACCUGGCAACGUUCCUGGUGCCUCGUCACUGGGUGCCCAAACUGAACCCCAACGUUCACACCUUCCUGUACAUGGCCGAGUGCUGCGACAGCUCCUACUGCAGCAGCGAGGACUCGGACUAGGAGUUCAUCUCAGCCGUCUGUUAUGGCUUCCCUUCGCUGUGACAGAGAUCACAGCCGGGGGCUUAUUUGCCAAGUGUGUAGGUGUAGGGCAGCUCCUGUGUUGGGCCAACAUAUGCAUGAGUCAGAGCAUCACUCUGACUUAAAGUUGAUUCAACUUUACUUUUCUCAAGACCAAUAAACAUUGUAGUAAACUUCAUGUAAGUAAGUAAAAUGAUGAACUUUAUUGUUUUAUACCAAGUUAAAAGGAUGUAAGGGUGACUCACUGAAUGUAUAAAUAUAAGAUUGAAAUGUGAAGUUAGGCUUGUAAAUAUUAAGCUUUAGCACGUGG